Molecule: messenger RNA, 1749 nt
Organism: Clonostachys rhizophaga
Lineage: Eukaryota; Fungi; Ascomycota; Sordariomycetes; Hypocreales; Bionectriaceae
Source: the annotation of a GenBank genome assembly
AUGCCCAGGAAUGCAGCUUCGGCUGAUCGCCGCCAGGACAAGGCAGGCCCAUCUGCAGACACAGCCUCGACAGCGCCGACGAAAUCGCCCCGGGGCCCUCCCAAGGCGUCCCGGAAGCGGGCGAGAGUGGAGGAUGCUGACGAGGCAGACGCCGCCGAGGCCGGUGAGCAGUCUCCUGACCCAGCCAGAGAUGCUGAGCCAUCGGGCCAGAUAAAGAAGACCCGUGGCCGGCCCCGUAAACGGCGACGCCAGCAAAUCCGCGAGGCACAGCGUGCCUACCGCGCGCGCAAGGACUCGGCGAUCACGGACUUGGAGGAUAAGCUCCUCAAGGCCCACGAGAAGAUGAACAACAUGGCCAAAGAGUUCUCGAAGUUCAUCGAUUUCGCAAACACCAAGGGCGCGUUGGCCAGCAACAACGUCGAGGUCUCGCGGCGCUUGCAGGAUAUCAGCAGCAAAUUCCAAACAAUAGCCUCCGAGAGCGCCAGCGCAGGCGCCGGCGCCGGCCACCCGCAAGCUGCAGAUCCGUCCGGUUCAAGUGUAGUGAGCAAUGGCACCGACGGUCAUCGACGCAUUCUGCCCCUGCUCAGGCCAAGUGACUCGGCCCAUAGCUCGUCUCCCAGCUUCGUCGAGGUGACCCAAGCUCUGCAGGUCGACUCCUCCUAUGAGAUUGUUGCUCAUCCCACGCUUAGCAAUGCCAGCUUCCCCGACUACGACCCCAGCGCGCUGACGCCCGAGGAUCUUGACCUCGAUGAAGAAGUCCCAGUUGCAACCGCUUCAUGUUACGCAGAAGCAAUAGGCCCAGGUCUGCAGGCUCCAGUCUCGUAUGCCCACCAGGAGCUAACUUUCGGUCGCCGUCUGCAGCGCAACAUCCUCGAACGUGGUUUGAGACUUGUAUCAAUGGAGUCUCCACCUCCGGCUAGGUAUUCCGCGGUGUUUGGAUUCUGUCUUCUCUUUGAAUCUCGCGAAUCGAUUACCUGCCGUCUAGCGGACAGGCUCAUGGCUGCCCGGGGUGAAUCUCUCAACUACUGGAGGGCCCCUUUCACAAACUUGGGCGGCGCGGGAUGGCACUACCCCAAUGCAACCAGCCAUUCCGAUUCCUCGAGUAGCUCGUCAUUCGAGGCUCCCUAUGGCAACCAGGGCACCUAUGAAGCCCACCGGCCUCAAUUUGACACAGGGUACUCGAUGAGACCUUGGGACUCAACAAUAGAGACAGCCAACUGUCGCAUCGGCAAGAAGAUGCAACUUAUAUUUCCCGGCUUCACAGGUGAAUUUUUAGACACAGGUGAGAUUGAGAUUUACAUGCGUGAACGAGGCAUCUACAUCCCCGGCAACGCAGAUUAUGUGAAGGCCCAGGUCGACCUGGAUGACUUCAACGGCGCAGUCGAUAUCUUUGCUCACAACAAGCCCCGUGACACCGGCCCCAGGUUGAUCAGCCGUCCCAACACGGGCCCGCCAUUAUUCAGAGACGGUUCAGCACCAGGAGCCCCGGACACCAACAGCAUCUUUCCGUACAUAUGCCCAGCCAUCCCAACGCAACGGCCUACGCCACCGCCGCCGCCACCGCCCUCCCGCAAGAUGACCGUAGAUAUAGACGUCACCGUCUUGGCAGAAGAAAUUUGUGGCCACGCCGUAUGCCUAGGCCGAACGCCGGCGAUACGGCCGGAAGACCUCGACAAAGCUCUCGACAAGGCAAUGUUCAACCGGAUACCAACCUAUAAUCCAUUCAUGCCUUUUCCUCAAAUGCGAUAA